This is a messenger RNA of Protopterus annectens (West African lungfish), 5478 nucleotides long. It is a transcript of the gene GJD3, whose product is annotated as gap junction protein delta 3. Gene Ontology annotation, cellular component: connexin complex. The record is from RefSeq and is a predicted model, not a curated record. Gene Ontology annotation, biological process: cell communication. The coding region runs from base 1658 to 2539 and encodes 293 amino acids. Lineage: Eukaryota; Metazoa; Chordata; Ceratodontiformes; Protopteridae. The transcript is spliced from 7 exons.
AGGCGAUCCCUCUUGGCCCUGUCUGAAUCUCAAAUCACUUGUUCUUCUAGAGCGUUGAUGACAGAAUCAAAUAAUUAACUUGUGCGUUGGAACAAUUUAUCCAGUUGUCGCUGUCGUUUGUCUUUAGGAUUAAUUUAGUGCGAUGUUGUCUAUCAGCGACCUCAACGAGCCUAAUCGGAUUGCGCAUCUUUCUAUUAACUAAGAUGUUGAAAGUUUCGGCGUAACAGUGCGUCUUUAAGAACGUGUCUAGGCGGAGCUAGAAGCCAAGUUCACCAGCCUGCAAGUAAAAGUUAAGAAGAAGAAAAAAUAAUAAGUUAGUUUUAUGUUGUUUAUAAACCGGGAAUUGUUUAUUCACAUACCAAGACACCGGCAGACGUACAUUUAGGAUAAUUUUAACCAGGAUCGUCCAGCAGCAGCUGGCAGCUGCUGCUUUCCAAACUGACUUUCUAAGCAGCUGCUGCUUUCCAAACUGCCUUUCUAACAGCUCGAGCAGUCCAAGUAGGGUGAGAGGAGCUGUAAUCGUGCCCACAGCCGGUAGCCCACCCGUGUAUCCGCACGCGACUGGCUCGCUCCAUCUAACUGGGUUUAAACAAGCAGCUUUUCUUUGGUUGCAGCAUGCCUUUUCUGGAUAUUGAAUUAGCACUAAAACAAUGUCAUCGGACCCGCUAUUAAAAUCAAGAAAUCAGAGUGGAGCAGUUGCUGAGUGGUGUCAUUUUUAUUUUUAACUGGUCUGUGGUUGAUGCUCAUUUUGGCAGAUAACUUCGUUUACUACGCUGCUAGCCUCAAGAUACCAUAUUCCUCAGAGACCUACAUGUUUUGUACUAGAUGUUCCACUCGUGAGCAAGACUGUGGUCUGGUCCCUUCUUUGAGGAGCAUCUGUCUCCAUAGGCUGUUGGCUUGCUUUGAAGCCUGACACAUCACAGACACUUGCUGUUUAAGUUUAUAUCCCAGCUCCUGCCUUGUAUUUGUACUGCACAGGGUUCCAUGCAGUGUUAGGACCUAUCAAGGAGAGUAUUCGAUAUUAGGUACAACGAUUAUUUUUUGUCAUAUCAACUGACCUAUGAAGAGGACCCUUCUUGAUGUGUCAGAGAUACCAUCUAUUCAUCCUCUCACAGGAUCUGCAUUGCUGACAUUUUCUUUCUUCUUUUCGAAACAGGAUUGUCUAUCGGUGGUGUGCAAACAUGUUUUACUGUUUGCCUUGCUUUUGCCUCAGCAUCCAGCUAUUGGCACCGUAAUGGCACUAGGAUAAGGGAUUACACAUGGUACCACAACAGUGAUCAUUCAUCUAAAGCACAUAAGGCAAUAUACAAGGGCUGUUAAAAUGCAGUAGGAUCUAGUCCAAAUGCCCUACAUGGCGAAACUUAUGCACCUGCAGAUGUGCUUUUUGAAGAGGAUGAAACUAUUGUGAAAUAGGGUAUGUUAGAAAAAAUAAAUAUUUCAUCUAUUAAUAAGAAUUCCAACUCCCGAUAUGAAUUAGCUGUAGUUUUCAUAUUUGAACAUACCACAGAUGAUCAAUUUCAUGCAGUAACAUUAACAUGAAGAAGAGACAUUGUUCCAGUUUCAUGAAAAAAAAGAAGCAGAUACCAAGCAGCCAGCAACGUGAAACCAUUUAAUAGUUGGAUUUUUAAUCCGGAACCGAAAACUGAUCUAAACGAAGAUGGGAGAAUGGAGUUUCCUGAGUUCUCUUCUGGAGGCAGUCCAGGAGCACUCUCCGAUGGUGGGAAGAAUCUGGUUGGUCGUCAUGCUAGUUUUCCGUAUUCUAAUUCUUGCUACAGUGGGCAGUGAUAUGUUCGAAGAUGAGCAAGAGGAGUUUGUAUGCAAUACAAUGCAACCAGGCUGCAAACAAGUAUGCUACGACAAAGCAUUUCCAAUAUCCCAUUAUCGCUUCUGGGUUUUUCAUAUUGUUGUACUUUCUGUCCCAACAAUUCUAUUUGUUGUGUACUCUGUGCACCAGAACUCCAAGAUUAUUAAACAGAAGGAGCAGUCAGAAAAUGACGUUAACAACAGAAUAACAAAAAUAGAUCCAGUGAAACAAAGAGAAAACAUUCAAAACUUUUACAUUGCAAAUGUGCUAUUCAGACUUUUAGCUGAAGUGGCACUUGUGAUUGGUCAGUGGAAACUUUAUGGUUUUAAGGUUGAGCCUAAAUAUUCUUGCAAACGACUUCCCUGUCCUAAUAUUGUUGACUGCUUUGUGUCUCGUCCAACAGAAAAGACAAUUUUUUUGUGUUUCUACUUUGGAGUCGGUGUUUUCUCUGCUGUUAUAAGCAUGAUUGAGCUUAUACGCAUUAUUUAUAAAAAUAAGUGUAAACAUAAGAGCACUGGACUCUAUGAGCAAGACAAUCAAUCGAACAGAGAACAGGAGAAGUCAAGAACUUUCCUUAUGCAAGAGCUUCCUCUUACCUCGCAUCACGAAGGCGGGAAUUACUCUGUUCCAAAUCAUUUCAGUGCAACCCCAGUGUUUAAGUCAAAGUCUUCUGGAAGCACAGCCAACAGUAACAAGUCUUCACGAUCCACUGCCAAAGGGGAUUUAAGGGUGUAGCACAAUUGGACAUUUGUACUUCCAUUUAUGAGCUCCAUUAAGUACUUUUAAAAUGAUAUUUUAACAAAUGCUACAUCUUUUGUUCCACAAGAAGCAUAUAGAAAUUGUAUACUUUUUUCAUCUUUGUUGCAUUCUGUAUGCUCACGUGUCUAACUUUUAAGAGGGGAAUGUAAAGAAAUGGCUUGAUGAUAGCCAUGUACACCCCCGGGUGCUGAACUUUAAUGAUUUUGUGUGAGCUAAAAGUACAUAUAGUAUUAUGUUUAAAACAUUGCACUGUCCAUUGCCUCUUAAAUAGGAGUUCAGAAUAAGGAUUUAUCAAGUCGCCUGUAACCAUUUAUCUGUAGCUGUGAAGGUUGCAUAAGACACUGCAAACUAGAGAGAUUAGUUUUGUUGUAAUGUGACCAAGCUCUGUGAAAAAGAGGCUACGUAAAAUGCAGGCUGUUAAAAUGCCAACAUAUGUAAUUUUUUUUUUCAUUUUCAGCUUUAUGCUGAACUUUGCACUUAAUGUAUAGAGCAAACAAAUGCACUAUUUUCAGAACAUCUUUGCCAGCUUGUUAUUGCUGGAAAAUAUGCUUCCUGUUUUCCACUUGGUUGCAUGUUACUUGCUACGGCUUAGUCCUCUUCAUGUGAGAGACUAUGCAGUACAGAAAUGGCUUGCACUAAAUAAUAUAUUAGCAACACUUGAAUAUUUUUGUAUAGUUACUUUUUUUGUAUAUUGACUGUCAAAUAUUGGAUACAAGCCAUUUUAGUAUAUGAAUGUAUAAGAGAAUCUUUUUUGUUGUUCCUGCAUAUUGUGAGUUUAAAUUCCAGCACUGCUGGCAGUCUGGCAUUUGAGCUAGCAGCAUUUAUGCAGGGAUGAGUGAUUAGAAAAAUAAGUCCUGGAAAUGGGCAUAUGGCUAGUGUUGUUGACUGACUAAAUAAAUUAGCUUUAACUACAAAUGGUGGUACGUUUCCAUUAAUGGGGCAGCAGGCAAAAUGUGCAGAAUCGCAGCAAUGAUAGCAACCUUACACCACAACUGCAGCAAACAUUGCGACUCGUAAUUUGUCGAUCCACACACAUUUUUCGUGUGACAUUUUCAGUCACGUUUUUCCUGUGAGAUUUGGAGUCGGGGCUGAUUUUCUUAUGCUGACAGGAAUAUGCCAGUACAACAGCAGGUAGACAUCUCCCAAGGACAUCAGUCAUUGUACCCCUUGUAAAAGAAGUGAAUGGGUCAUGCCUCUUCAGUCCUCUCCCACUCCUCAUUAACUCCUCCGGUACCCAAGCUACUGAUUAAAUCCCAGUCAUCUGGAUCAUGGACAGGGCUACUUCUCUGCACAGCAUGGCACCAACCCAGAAUUCCUGGCUAUGUUGAUUGCAAUCAGUGAGACUCCAGUUAGGUUGUAUCAUGGAAAGAGUUACAGCUUAAGAAGGUAAUGGACAGUUUUUUAAUAUUAUCAAAUAAUGUGAACGAAUGAAUGGUGGUCUCACUGCAUGCAUACUCUACACCCAUUAAUCAGCUGCAUCUCGCUGUGAAACUGUUAAUGGUAAUGAGUAUGUAUGUCACUUUCCAGCUUCAGGUGGAAUAAUUGAAGAGAAAGCUUGCUGACCUGCUGGAUACAACCCGAAGAAAUAACUUUUGUACUCCUGCAGUGCUGGAGAAGGCAAAAGGAGAUGAUUAUAUCACUAUAUUUUCCAAAUCAAAAUGUUAUAAUGGAUUGGAGUCCAUUUGAUACAAAUCAAAACUGAAUGAGUGCACAUACUGCUUAUUUUUGGGAGUACUCUUGCAGAUUUUAGGCCCAGGCAUAUUGUAUUGAAAUUUAAUUUACUUAUUUAUUUAUUUACUUAUUCAUGUGACAUUUCUUUACCGGAAAAAGUCCAACUGGGCCAUAAAGAACCCAUUUUCAGUGGAGGCACGGGGAGAAAAGCCCCACAAAAAGCGUGACGACUACUGCCCUGUUAACAGAAAUGUACCCAAAUGGCUAAAUGGGAGUUGAACCUGGGUAGAACUGGCUACAGGAAGUCCAACAACUACUUUAGCCUUCCCAUCUCCUUGUACUUGAAUUCAAUAAAUGCCAGUUCACUAAAAAUUAAUCCCAGAAUAUGCAAACUGGAGUAAACAUGUAGUGCAGGGUCAGAAUGCAUGGCAAUACAGUGGAAUCCCCGAGAUGUCUUUUAAAAUGUAUUGGCUGCUUUUGGUAUCUAGCUUUUCAUAUCUACACAACUGAAAAUGUAGGUUCACACUAGUUUAGGUGCUGUGUCUUAACUGUACUAGAGAGGCUGUUCUACCGUAGGUAUGAUAUCCUAGGCAGCAUUUCCAGUGAUGGUGACUGGUAUUUUGAGAUACAGAUAUCAAAAUGCUCUGUCACAUGCUGAACAGAACUUUAUAAUGCACAUCAGGAAGUGGUGGUGCUGUUUCUUGCCACUGGCCUCAGACCACAGUAAAUUACCCAAAGAAAAGAAGAUUCCUGUUUUUCAGACUGUAAAUGCAGUUUACUAUAUUGUUAAAAAAUAAAUAAAUACAUAAAAAAUUCCCAGAUUAUAAUCUGUGCUUUCCACAUUAUCAAAACCUGUUUUAAAUUACUGUAUGACACUGCAGGUGUUUGAUUUGUACUGUCAGCCAUCCUUAAUACAGGACUAAGGAUAACCAGUCUCAGAUUAUGUAGAAUCCAUAGGGCUGAUUUCAUCGCACUUACUGUUUUUUUUUUGUCCUGAUGAAUAAAAAAAAAUAUCCCUUUUCAUUUCCCAGUACAUAUACAUCAAGUCAGUGACAAGAUUCCAGUCCGAAAUCAAAUGCCAUAGUACAAGACACAGACAGAUAUGCAGUCUAUUAGUGUAUAAUCCUUGAAAAAAAAAAAUCUACCUGAUAACGCCGACACACCAAAAUACCAACAACGAAAUAACCGACACCACAAAACUGAAAGUUCAAAAACACGAAACUUCACAUGCCCGACAAACUACA